Populus trichocarpa (black cottonwood) is the source of this 1383-nucleotide messenger RNA. RefSeq names its product phloretin 4'-O-glucosyltransferase. Gene Ontology annotation, molecular function: UDP-glycosyltransferase activity. NCBI's taxonomy places the organism in Eukaryota, Viridiplantae, Streptophyta, Magnoliopsida, Malpighiales, Salicaceae. Bases 1 to 1383 code for a protein of 460 amino acids. The transcript has a single exon. The record is from RefSeq and is a predicted model, not a curated record.
AUGGAGAACAAGCACUUUCUCCUAAUCUGCAUGCCUGGCCAGGGCCACAUAAAUCCUAUGUUCCAACUUGGCAAGUGCCUGAUACAUGCCGGUGCCGGGAGAGUCACUUUUGCCACUACAGCACAUGGUCUCACUCAGGUUGAAGCCUUCCCUUCACUUGAAAAUUUACACUAUGCCUCUUUCUCAGAUGGUUUUGAUGAUGGUAUCAAACCCACCAACGAUCCACACCGCAUCAUGGCUGAACUCAAACGUGUUGGCUCACAAACCUUAACUGAGCUCCUCCUGUCUCUCUCCAAGGAGGGUAAUCCGGUGAGCUACCUAAUCUACACCCUUCUCCUCCCUUGGGCUGCUGAUAUUGCACGUGACAUGUCCAUCCCAUCUGCUUUCCUUUGUAUUCUGUCUACUACUGCCUUUGCUCUAUGUUACUGUUUCUUUGAAGAACGUGAUGGUGUAUAUGAUAGUAAUGACAAUAGGCCUCCAAGCUCAAUUGAAAUGCCUGGAUUGCCACUGUUCACUAGUAAAGAUAUGCCUUCCUUCCUUUUGCCCAAUGAUCCACAUGCAUCAACACUCAUCCCUAUCUUUCAACACCAUAUCCAAGCACUAGAAAAAGACUCAAACCCAUGUGUGCUACUCAACACCUCUGAUUGCGUAGAAGAAGAAGCAAUCAGACUCAUCAGUAAUCUUAACCCAAUCCCAAUCGGACCAUUAGUUUCCUAUGCAUUUUUAGAUGAAAACAACUCAACAGACUCGUCUUGUGGAAUUGACUUGUUUGAAAAAUCUGCAGAAUACAGUCAGUGGUUGAAUUCAAAACCAGAAGGGUCAGUAGUUUAUGUUUCCUUUGGGAGUCUAGCUGUGUUGCAAAGAAAUCAAAUGGAAAAGAUAUUGCUCGGUCUAACUAGUAACUGCAGGCCAUUCUUAUGGGUAAUCCGACCUUCAGGUAGUAAUGAUAGAGAGUUCGAGGAGAAGAUAAGGGACAAAGUGAAUGAAGAAGUAGGGUUGAUAGUGCCAUGGUGUUCACAAAUGGAGGUGCUCACUCACGAAUCGAUAGGCUGUUUUAUGAUGCAUUGUGGAUGGAACUCAACACUGGAGAGCCUAGCAACAGGUGUUCCUGUUGUGGGGUUCCCACAGUUCUCUGACCAGACAACAAAUGCAAAGAUGGUGGAAGAGGUGUGGAGGACCGGAGUUAGAGCAAGAGUGAAUGAAGAUGGUACUUUAGAAGCAGAAGAGAUUGCGAGGUGUUUGGACAUGGUGAUGGGAGGUGGUCAGAGAGGAGAGGAAAUAAGAAGGAAUGCUAAAAAGUGGAAAGGAUUGACUUUGGAGGCUGUGAUGGAGGGGGGUUCUUCAUAUAACAAUCUCAAUGCCUUUUUAGAAAAGAUUGAAUGA